CGGGGCAGGGGCCGCCGGCGGCGGGAUCCGAGCGGGUGACAGCUGCGAGGCGGCCGCUUCCUCGCCCCCGUUUCCAGCGAAAGGGGCGGGAGGGGGAGUUCAAAGGCAUAAACAAGGAGCGCGGGACCGAAUUCCUCCCCCUCCCUCUCCUGUAACGGCGAUAAAUCCGGCUCGGCGAUGCUUCGCGAUGGGGACGUGCCGCCUCCUUCCCCUCGCUGAGGCGGGGGCCGCGCUCCCCUCCCCGCGGAGACGGCGGCUGCGGAGGGGGCUGCCGCGCCCCCGGCGGGAGAGCGGCCGGCACUGAGGCGCCGUGCGCCCCCGGGCAGCCCCCGCCAUCACCGCGGUACGGGGGGGACCUGCCGCUGCGACAGGGGAGGACGGGGCUCGGCGCGGGGAGGAGGCGCUGCGAGCAUGCGCCGGGCGAGCCGCUGACUGGGCGCUCCGUCAGGGUACCGAGGAAAAGGAAAAAAGAAAAGAAAGAAAGAAAAAAAGAAAGGGAUGAGGGGAAGGAGGAUGAGAGACGGCGGAGGGAAGCGAGGAGGGUUUUAAAGGAAGCCGGCGGGAUCCCGCGGGAAGGAGCGGCUCGUGGCAUGCGGGGCUCUCCGGCACCAACAGAUAUUUUGAUGGCAUGACAAAUCAGAACGAAGAGGAUGUACUGUAUGACUAGACACCAGAUCAGUUCUGUUUGUGGAUUACAUUUUCAGUAAGAUGUAUGGAUCUAUUUUUUCCUUGUUCUUAUAUAUAGAUCAUGAGACUUGACUGAGGCAAUAUACAUAUCAUCCAUCCAUCUAUGGCGAACUACAGCCAUGCAGCUGACAACAUUUUACAAAAUCUCUCUCCUUUAACAGCUUUUCUGAAACUGACUUCACUGGGUUUCAUAAUAGGAGUCAGCGUGGUGGGUAACCUUCUGAUCUCCAUUUUGCUAGUCAAAGAUAAGACCUUGCAUAGAGCUCCUUACUACUUCCUGUUGGAUCUUUGCUGCUCAGACAUCCUCAGAUCUGCAAUUUGUUUCCCGUUUGUUUUCACCUCUGUAAAAAAUGGCUCUACGUGGACGUACGGGACUCUUACUUGCAAAGUGAUUGCCUUCUUGGGGGUUUUGUCCUGCUUUCACACCGCUUUCAUGUUAUUCUGCAUAAGCGUCACCAGAUACUUAGCUAUUGCCCACCACCGUUUUUAUACAAAGAGGCUGACCUUCUGGACUUGUUUGGCCGUGAUCUGUAUGGUGUGGACUCUCUCUGUAGCCAUGGCUUUCCCCCCAGUUUUAGAUGUGGGCACCUACUCGUUCAUUCGGGAGGAGGAGCAGUGCAUCUUCGAGCAUCGUUCCUUCAGGGCUAACGAUUCUUUGGGAUUUAUGCUUCUUCUUGCCCUCAUCCUCCUAGCCACACAGCUUGUCUACCUCAAGCUGAUAUUUUUUGUUCAUGAUCGCAGGAAAAUGAAGCCAGUCCAGUUUGUUGCAGCGGUGAGCCAGAACUGGACAUUUCACGGUCCCGGAGCGAGCGGUCAAGCAGCUGCUAAUUGGCUGGCUGGAUUUGGAAGGGGUCCCACACCGCCAACCUUGUUGGGAAUCAGGCAGAACGCCAACACCACGGGCAGGAGAAGGCUACUGGUUUUAGACGAGUUCAAAAUGGAGAAGAGAAUCAGCAGAAUGUUCUACAUCAUGACAUUCCUCUUUCUGACCUUGUGGGGUCCCUAUUUGGUAGCCUGUUACUGGAGAGUUUUUGCAAGAGGGCCUGUAGUACCGGGGGGAUUUCUAACGGCCGCUGUCUGGAUGAGUUUUGCCCAAGCUGGAAUCAAUCCUUUUGUCUGCAUUUUCUCCAACAGGGAGCUGAGGCGCUGUUUCAGCACAACCCUUCUUUACUGCAGAAAAUCCAGGUUACCAAGGGAACCUUACUGUGUUAUAUGAGGGAGCAUCUGUAAAUCUUUAGCCUUGUGAAACACUACCAUUCUCUGCUAAGCAAUUGUGGCCUGUAGCCAUGUCUCGAGAAGAAAAUCAAGAAUGGGAUGUCAGCAGUUGUAAGGAUUUGGGCAACAUUCUGCAGUCUUUGCAAUAGCUCACCUCUAAUCCUAUUUUAAACCUAAACAUGUUCCUGCUGACCACUGCUGAAGGUUUGUAAUUAAGAACAAAGGACUGAACUACUGCCCUGAAUUUCUUUAUGUGGUUGAAAUCUAGAUUAUGAAAGUAGCAGGUGCUAAGUAUCAGUGCUAAAUGCUGUGUAUAUCACUACAUAAAAUAAGACCAUCAGAAACAUUAGCAUUGGACAUCUUAAUAAAUUAAGUUGAUAUGAGGUUAAUGUGUUGAUAAAACUAAUUUUAGACAUCUGAAGACCUUUAAAACAUUUCAUACGAUUAUUGUUUUGCAAAGACUGAAAACUGGGGACUCAAGUACUGUAACUGAUUAAAGAUGUGCCAUGCAUUAUUGGAUUAUCACACUUACAAAUCUGUUUGCCUUGUGAGUAAGUUUUGGGGAGCAUUCCAAAGCAGUAUUUUUCUCAUUUUUUUUUCUUUUUCUUUUUUUUCUUUUUUUUCUUUUUUUUUUUCUUUUUCCCAAAUAUAUUACUCUUUCUAAAUGCCAUUUUCCUUAACAGUGAAAUAAUAACAUUUAACUGUAUUCUGUGGUUUUUGCUGAUUUGGUAUAAAGUUUAAUAGACACUUAUUUAUAUUUUUUAAAAAGCUAGAUAUCAGUCUGUUAGGCAACGUUAACGAUAAUAUCCAGUCAUAACUGAACAGUUAUAAUUAUACAGAAUAAACACAUGUUGCCUUAAAGGGUUAUCUAGUAUCUUCCAUUUUGUUUAGCAUUGAAGCAAAUAAGCAAGGAAAAUUGAAUCAGUGACUCUGGUCAGUCAUUUGGGAGUGCAUGAACGAUCACUUAGUCCUCUUUUUUCCUGUUUACUCCGAUGGUUCCCAAAAUCAGUAUGCACAUCACUGGGAUGAGACGAUUUUUUUCUAGGUGUGCCGCCCUUUCUAGUUUGUUCUGAGAAACACAGGCAGUUGAUGUAUGUUUAUAUUUUAAGACAGCUGUCAUGGGGAGACCGCAGCCUUAGUAUGAUAUCUUGCACAAUUUGUGAAGCAUUUAUUCUACUGAAGGCACAGUCUUGUUUAUAUUUUCUGCACAUUUUGGUGUAUUGGUUGUUUUAAAUUAUUUAAGUUUUAACUUGUGAAAGCAUAUAAUAUGAUUUCUUAGUAUUUUAGAAAUACAUUAGAGUCUGUGAGUCUUUCCUUCUUUAAGAUACAGAUGUGUGGAUUUCAAUAUAAAGUUGCAUUUGCCAAAAUUUACCUGUGUAGCUUGUUAAUUUUCUUGGAAUAAAAUUUUACAUUUUUCCAGUUAUACAAUUAACCUUUUUUUAUUUUGUCUAGUGAGCUAGCAUGAAGUACUGAGAAUGUAGCCAUUAUGAAUUAUUAUCCUUUGCAGUCACUGUAUUCCCAAACUGUAAAUGCAUGAAUGAUGGGGACCACAGGAUUGAUAAAUGAUAUUAUCUACAGUAGCACUAUUGUGUAGUUUAUCAUAAUUACCCAUCUCUCUGUUUUAAUAUGUCAGUUAUAUUUAAAGUUACAACACAGUAUUUGACAUCAACUUCACAGUUUGAUUUUGGAAAAAUGUGUAUAUUUGAAGCACAACAUCACGAGUCAGUCAAUCAUAAAGAACGUUGAUUUUUUGUCUUAAUUUCCGGAGCGACAAGACUAGAGGUCUUGAUUCAGUAUUGGUGUAUCUUGUCCUUUGUUGUAGUUUUAUGAUCAGCAAGUUGAUCUGUACGUACACAAGCAGCAGUCGAUAACAGAAAUGCUUAAAUUUGUAUGAUAACAGUAUACAACAUAUGCAACAAUUCAGAGAGUUGUGUCUAUAUGUGAUCAGACAACUUGAUCAAAGAUUUAGUGAGCAAUCUGUUUGACCUCACUUACACUUUUAUACUGAGGUUGAUUGGUUGAGAGGCAUGGCCUAAUAUACUGUGUUGAAACAGAAAAAUUGCUGAAAUGACGAGUCCUCAUCAGUGCGAGAAUGUUUCAGAACAUAAUUUGAAACGGGACCAAUAAACUUCUACCAAAAGGACUUUUUUAUUACGCUGGAAAAGGCUUUGAAAUUAAGGUAGUUAAGCAAUUGUCAAAGAUGGAAAGAGUGCAUAAAAGCUGAACCGUGUGUUGAGAAAAAUUCUGAAAGUUAUCCCACUUAAGUUUAUUAAAAGGUUGAUUGGCAAUAACUUCAGUCUAAUUUCUAUAAAAUAGUAACCUUUACAAGGAACAUUGAUAUUACAUAUUGUAAUAAAGAAGUACAUAUAAAUAAAGUUGUAAAUAGUGUUAUAGUCGUAGAA
Messenger RNA from Coturnix japonica (Japanese quail), 4304 nucleotides. RefSeq names its product G protein-coupled receptor 85 (gene GPR85). Gene Ontology annotation, biological process: G protein-coupled receptor signaling pathway. Gene Ontology annotation, cellular component: plasma membrane. Gene Ontology annotation, molecular function: G protein-coupled receptor activity. Lineage: Eukaryota; Metazoa; Chordata; Aves; Galliformes; Phasianidae. The record is from RefSeq and is a predicted model, not a curated record.